Pseudogymnoascus destructans is the source of this 714-nucleotide messenger RNA. RefSeq lists its product as uncharacterized. The transcript has a single exon. Lineage: Eukaryota; Fungi; Ascomycota; Leotiomycetes; Thelebolales; Thelebolaceae. The coding region runs from base 55 to 714 and encodes 219 amino acids. Gene Ontology annotation, molecular function: copper ion binding. The record is from RefSeq and is a predicted model, not a curated record.
CUCACCACCCCGCCUCCGGACCUCAACCCCGCCACCACCAACACCACCCAAAAAAUGAAGAAAUACCUCGAAAUCGCCUGCUUCAACGCGCCCUCGGCCAUCAUCGCUGCCAACGUAGGCGCAGACCGUAUUGAGCUGUGCGCUAACCGUUCGGUGGGCGGUACGACCCCGCUACUCUCCGACCUCGAGGCAAUCAAGCUAGAGGUUAAGAUCCCCGUGAUGGUCAUGAUACGUCCCCGCGGCGGCGAUUUUAUUUACAGUGAUGAAGAGUUUGCUCAGAUGAAGGAGGAUAUUGGGCGCUUUAGGGGAUUGGCUGAUGGAUUUGUUUUCGGGAUCCUGAAACAGGAGGAGGGAGGGGUGGUAGUGGUGGAUGGGGAGAGGAAUUCGUCGUUAGUCGACCUAGCGAGGCCGCUGCCAUGUACAUUCCAUCGCGCAGUCGACGCGACGAGUGAUUACCACACCGCGGUGCGCGAAGUGGCGGCCUGCGGGUUCAAGACGGUUUUGACGUCUGGGGGGAUUCAGGGGGAUGUGGUGGGGGGGUAUGGGAACUUGCCUACCUUUGGAGACGGGGAAGGGGAGAGGGGGCUGGUGAUAAUGCCGGGAGGAGGAGUGAGGAGGGAGGUGCUGGAGGUUUUGGUGAGGGAGACGGGGUGUUGGUGGUUUCAUUCGUCGGGGAUUGUUGGGGGGGGAGGUGGUGUGUGGGGAGGAGGUUAG